AUUCAUUUUCUGUUCAGGUGUGACUGAUUUACACCUAUAAAGUUGUCCAAAUUCCCCCAAGGGACUGACUGUUCAUUAUUUAUGAGCAGGGAGAGGGAGGUGCAAAACAGGGGAGGCACUUCAAAUAUUUUUUUAAGCACUGGAGGGAGUUAUGUCUUUUUUAUUUGGCCUAGGGGAGGGACAGUCAUCUUUACACUACAUGUUACAUUAACGUAAAGUCUCCAUAUCUAAUUCACUGCACAUUUUUGCAGAUCUACACACACACACACACACACACACACAAUUAGCUUUUGCUGCCACUCGGUGUUAAAGGUACAAAUUACAGAUAACCUAACAAGCAGGAGUGCCACAGAUAUCCAUUCCCAUAAGAAUCGACCUCAUUGGCCAAGUAAGUGUGCAGACAAUUAUCUCAGCCAAGUAAUAACUAUUUAAUUUGUAGAUGAAGAGCAAACCCCCUGAGCAGUAGACGUUAUGUAAACAUCGUCUCUUCAGUGUCAUCACUGUGUCUGCCACCUUGUUCAGAAUCCAAAAGUUUAGCUUAGUGCACGUCAUGUCACGUCAGCUCACACAUUGUAAAUGUUGACAUUUUGCACGAUACAGUGAGUGUGAAGUGAAGUGAAGCCUUAACUUUAGCAUUAAUGCACUUUAACUUUUUCAUUUUUAACAAGUGAUUUUUUUUUUUUUUUUGCAUUAGAGAUUCUAUGACAACAAUUUAUGAUGAUAUCCAAGAGAGACAUGUGAAAGUCUACUUAUCAGAACAUUCCAAGCAGGCCCCAGCCAGAAGCAGAGGUGAGGGCUACUGAAGGACUAUGAGUUCAGAUAGCUUCCCCCUCAUACAUACAUUUUCACUUGGGUCGCCACCUAUCCUGUAUAAUGCAGGAUUGUCACGCAUUGAAAAAUAAAAUUCAAUGGCCCUUACUGAAUCAAUUCAGGCUGUGAUUUGUCCUGCACAUCUGAGCCCACCCUCUAAUUCAUAAACUGGUUUCACAAGCUUGGAAUGACAUGAGAAACAAUAAAUCCAAAAGAGUUUCACAAAACAAAAAAAGUAUUAUAUCAGAAUUUGUGGACGAGAAUGACAGAAUAACUAGUAAGUCACUCAGUGUCGUUGUUGCCAUGGUUACAGAGACCCAGGCGCUCUGUUUUUUUUUAAUUUCAGGUGAGUCCAAACCAAGACUCAGUCAGUCCUGUCGGAGGAAGGAGUACUGCACAAUUCAGGAUGAAAUCAAAAGAUCAUGAACAGGAAAAUAAGUGCAAGAUGAAUUAAACAGAUCAUCAAGAAAUCCCAGCAGCUACUGUACCUCUUAAGAAAAAUGAGGAAAUUUGACAUGCUUACUAAUAUCCUCAGCUGUUACAGCUGUACAGUCUAGAGUGUCCUCACCAGUUCAAUCAGGAGCAGUCUGUCCAUCCAUUCAGGACACUUACAACAGCAGGGUCAUCAGGAGGGCCAACAACAUCAUCAAGGACAGCACACACCCCAACCGCAGUCAAAUCUGGCACAAAUGUCCACUUGGACUUAAGGAUAAUCUCAUUAGACUUGAGUGGUCAGCAAUCAAAGGUCACUGUAACCUCACCAAACAUGUCUUUGGCCAUAACUCAAGCAAUCAUACACUGAAUAUGACAAAAUUUCCCACAAAUGACUGAUAGGAUAAAAUGUUGAAGUGAUAACCUUAAAUAUCCAAAAGGUCAAAGGUCAACUUCACUGCGACAUCAUACUGCAAAAACACUUUUCUGGUCAUUAUUCAACAUCAAAACUCAGGAACAGAAGGGGAGACAUUUGGUCAGAUACUGACUCAGUGACACUAAUCUUGGGUGUCCAUCUUGACACUCUGUUGUAUAGAUCCUUUACAACUACUGUAACUGCAACUUAAACAGUUCACUGAGGCAUACAACUGUGAGGCAAUAAUUCUAGUUUACGCAGAUUUUAAGGUACAGAUGUGUGAGUUUACCUCACAGCAAAAUAGCUCUUAACCUAAGGACAGGUGAUUUAGCCUAGCAUCAGUUUAAAAAGAGACUCAACAAGUCGCUAAAAGUGCUCUUUCUGAAUGGGGCAGGUUUCAAUGUAAUGUAAUGUAAUGUUCUAUAAUUUGAGGUAUAUUGUAAUGUGUAACUAACUAAUGUACAUUUUUCCCAUUUGUUCAGUCAGGUACACACCAGCCACACAAAAUGCCAGAGGUACAAAGAGUUAAAAGAAAAAAACAAAAUCCAGGUAAAGCAGCAUAUAUUUGGUUUGGUUUUAAAGUCUGAUGUUGUUAGUGCUUUUCAGAGGCUGCUGCAACACUGUUAUCUGUGUCUUGGGAGACUGCUUUGGUGUGGCACUCAUGUCACACCUGACAGGAAACAAAGUGGGAGCACAAGAGAGCGAGAACAGGAAAUGACAAGGUACAAGUUUUAAUGCUUAUUAUGAGUCUGUUAGCAGAGUAGAGCGGCAGAUAUCUUCUUCCUAAAAAUAAUCUGUUGUGCUGAUCUUCUCACACCACCGAUGACCAUAUUGUGCUUACCUUACUAAAAUGCAUGACAGUGAUGCUGAGGACCACAACCCAGCUGAGGUCUGGAACACAUGAUAAAUCAGGCAGACUCUGAUCAUGUUGUCGACUCCUUAAAUUCCUAAAAAUAGUCUAUUAUAUGGAUCUUCUCACACCGUCAAUGACUAGCCUAUGUUGUGCUUAGCCUUAGAAGGAAUACUGACAGCGAUGCAGAGGUCUGGGAGUUUGAGACUUCUGCGUAGUAUCUUAGCUGUUCCUAGGACUGCACUCUUCCUGACAGAGACCUCAGAUGUUGUACCAGGAAUCUGCUUGAGCCACUCUCCUAGUUUGUGGGUCACAGCUCCGAGUGCUCCGAUUACCACUGGCACUACUGUUGCCUUUACUCCCCACGUCUCUUUUCAGCCCUUGGUAUUUUUCAGGCUCCUGAUGUUGCUGUUACUUGUGAUUGCUACAUCUAUCACCACUGCCUUCCUCUGUUGUUUGUCCAUCAAUGCGAUGUCUGGUUGGUUAGCCAUCACCAGUUUGUUAGUCUGGAUCUGGAAGUCCCACAGGAUCUUAGCUUGGUCGUUCUCAACCACCUUAGGUGGUGUCUUCCACUGUGACCUUGGGACUUCCAGCCCAUACUCAGUGCAGAUGUUCCUGUACACUGUGUCAGCCACUUGAUUAUGAUGUUCCAUGUAGGCCCUGCUAUUGUGCUGAACUGUCUCAGGAGCAUCUUUGCACAGCCCGCACCUGGGGUCCUGUCUGGUGUGGUAGACCCCUGCUUCUAUAUCAGCCUCUAGGUGCGAUAGCAGUUGUCAUUUGUGGAUGUUGGAACACUGGGAUAGGUGUUGUUUCCUUCUCAGUCUAGAUGUUGGGUUUCAUCCAUAUAUCCCACAUCCUCUGCAUGUAGCCCCUCUCACUGGGGUAGGUUGUAUAGUAGCUUUCCAACAGUUCCAUAUUCUCUGCUCUCGUCCAUCCAUGUCUUGUUUCAGUAGCCCAUUUCUCAUCAGGUUGCCCUGGUUCUCCAACACCCGACGUGGACCUUGUUGACCCGGGCGACGUCCAAGCUGGUAUGACUCUUGUUUUUGUGAUUUCACUCAUCCUAAGGAAGGCAGCAUUAUGGACCUUGCCUAAGGGUUCGGACUGGAUAUUUGUUACCUACCCUGACCAGGAUUCGAAUCCUGCAUUCGAGUCAGCAUAAUGACUGACUUGUAACAGAGUAUUUCCACAGUAGCAAGCUGAACAAUGCAAAACCAAUAGGUGGUAUCAGUUUUUUGGUCACUGAGUACUGCUGUGACGAACACAAGUCUAAACUGAGAAAUGGAGCUGUUUUUUCUGAAGUGCUAAUGACAAACAUGGCAGACAGAGGUUGCAUUAUGUCACCAGGAUCCCCUCCUAAGUAUCACACUACAUACAAACAUUAUCAUUUGAUCACUGUCCUGAUCCUCUGCCACGCCCGGACUUUCCAGUGGUCCAACCGGGGCAGAACAGUUUAGACAGUAACCCAAGCCAGAACAAACUGAGGAGCUAAAAAUACCAACAGUCAACAAUCCGGCUGCUGUGGGACUGAGACAGCGGGCAUGGGAGGGUUAGACAGGCUGGCAGCGAGGGUAAAAGGAUAGACAGCUGGGGCAAAGAGAAGUUGUGAGAGCGAGGACAGAAAACAGAGAGAAAAUACGACUACAAACACCAACAAAACCAACAUCCAGAACAUUCCCCACCUAUCUCUGCUUGUUAUCCUCUUCUUUCAUCUUUGAUAUUUUACUCACCGCUGCCUGGAGGGAAUGAACUUUGCUCUCAGGCCUCCAUCAGCAGGCAGUUCUGGGCCUGGUGCAGGCGGAGGAGCCACCAUGGAGAACCUAGAGAAGCAGCUGAUCUGCCCGGUCUGCCUGGAGAUGUUCUCCAAACCUGUGGUCAUCCUGCCCUGCCAGCACAACCUCUGCCGCAAGUGUGCCAACGACAUCUUCCAGUCAGCUAACCCACUGUGGCAGUCCCGCGGCUCCUCCACCAUGGCUUCCAGUGGCGCCCGCUUUCGCUGUCCAUCGUGCCGCCAGGAGGUGUUGCUGGACCGCCAUGGGGUCUACGGUUUGCAGAGGAACCUGCUGGUGGAGAAUAUCAUAGACAUUUACAGGCAGCAGGAGUCCUCCAGGCUUGUGAACAUGAAGCCAGAGCAGCAGCAGCAGCUGCUGUGUGAAGAACAUGAAGAGGAGAAGAUCAAUAUCUACUGCCUGUCCUGUGAGACGCCAACCUGCUCCAUGUGCAAGGUGUUUGGAAAACACAAAGACUGUGAUGUCGCACCGCUCAGCAGCGUUUACAUGAGACAGAAGACAGACCUGAGUGACAGCAUUGCGAUCCUGGUUGCUAGUAACGACCACGUCCAGGCAGUCAUCUCUCAGAUGGAAGAUAUCUGCCAGGCUGUGGAGGAGAAUGGUCGGCGACAGAGAGAGCAUCUGGCUGACAGAUUUGACAACCUGGUUGCCAUCUUGGAUGAGCGGAAACGGGAGCUGGUGGGGCUCAUUACCAAACAACAGGAUGACAAACUCAAACGUGUUCGAUCUCUCAUUAGUCAGCACAGUGAUCACCUGGAGGUCGCGGUGACGCUGGUGGAGUCGGCCAUUCAGUCGAUGGAGGAGCCACACAUGUCUUUGUUUGUACAGAACGCCCAAGUCAUACUGGAAAAAAUGGCAGUGACAGCCCGGACCUCUAAUAUGGAGCGUCCAGAGCUUGGUUAUGAGAGUAUGAGUCACUUCGUCAUUGAUACUGACGACCUCGCUGCCAUGCUGAAAAACAUUGACUUCUGCUCUGGUACGCACAGAGGUGUGGGAGAUGAUGGAGAAGAAGAUCCGGACGAAGGUGUAGAAGAGUCAGAAGUUGACUUCUUCUCCAGAUAUUAAACCCAGAACUGAGGUCCCUGCUGCAGUCCUGGAGGAAUGUAAAACAGAGACGGAAAUAGAGGUUUACCAUAAUCCUCUGGAGGAAAUCCAUGCAGUGUUCAAGAGUGAAUUCAGCCACAUGAAAACAACAAAGACAACAUGAAAAAAAAAACACUAAAUGAUUGAUUGAAUUUACACCUUUCUUUACGUUAUCCAUGUGAGUUUCCUCCUGCAGCAGACCACAUGCAAGACUUGGACAGAUUUUUGCCUCCCACAUUGUUGCCUUUUGUUCGGUAAAUAAAAAAUCCAGUGUGUUGUGUGUAAAUAUAUCUAUCUGUGUAAAGCUCACAGGAAAUGUAUACUGUGGAUUUAGCACUGUAUUCUGUGUUGUGGGAGGGUAAAAAGAUUUUGCUCAUGUGUUUCUUCAGGAUUUAAAGCCCUUAUAUAGCUUUUCUGUCACAAUACCUCCUAAAGGCGUCUGUAAAAGACUACAGUUUUAUAAUUCUUGUCAGAUGUUAUGUAAAAAAAAAAAAAAAUGUGUGAGGAUUAAAGUCAGUGAGACAGAGAUGGUUCCUUUCUGAGUAGACCCAUUUUAACAGGGUGUGCUUGCAGCUCAGAACUGAUGGUAAAUUACUUUGUCAAUGCAACAACAUAUUGUCCUUUUUAUAUUUUCAAAUAGAAGAAGAGAAUUGUCCUUUUUAAAUGCAAAAAUACAGGAAAAUGACACCACCAGUGAACAGGAUGUAAAGCUGAAAGAGUGGGCAGAUAAGCUUAUUACUGUAGGUAGUAUUACAAAUGACUGUGGGAGGGAUUUCCAAAACAAGCCUUUCAGAACUACCCAUACGUUGCAUAUGGACAUUCUCUGACUUCCUACCUCUGUGGUGGUGAAGGUUUUGUUAGAUUUGGGCACCUGACUCUGCUUUGUUUAAGGAAGAGGCUCAUGAUAUUCUGUAUUUCUUUUAUUGUCAGCAUGAAUAAGAAAAAAACCCAACUAUGAAUUGAUACAUAUAAUAUGUAUUGUCUUAUUCCUUAGUGUCAUAGAACUCCAUUGUUGUCCAAAAACGACAUCAAUUAGCAAUGCUGCCAUAAAUACUCACAAGAGCACCACACGUGGAUUAAUCCACUACACACUGAAAAUAGUCCCCAUAAAAUGUGCUGUUCACUCCUGUUGAAGUCAUGUUUUUGGACAGAAAUGCUAACAUGCUAAGCUAUGGUAAACAUUAUUCCCGCUAAAUAUCAGCAUGUAUACAUGCAUACGUUGGCAUGUAGCCGAGAGGCAACCCCCAGGGCUGAAAAACAAAGCCAACAUGAAGUGCCAAAAACUGCAGUUCCUCUAAUGGCCACUUGAGGCUGGAGCAAGUCAAUCCCUACAAACACACAUUAAAGCACCCAACUUUACUGGAGAAAUGUUGUUGUUGUUGAAACAUGUUUACAGCCACGUACCCUCGUUGAAUGUUUGUACGAUAUCUCACAAAGAUGCACACACAACAGUUUGUAUGAUAUCCUGUGAAUUAGCGCCCCAUGAAUGACAUUAUAUCAUAAUUAACGUAAAGUUACGUAAGUUAGGUUUAUGCAAGUAAAGUUAUUGUGGUUAUGUUUAAGAAAAAGAAAUAUGGUAAGGACUUACCUUAAAAUUACUCAAAGUUCAUUUAAGCCCUGUUUCCACCAAACACUUUCAGUAUGGUACCUUUGGAACCCAAAGUCACCCUUCAGACAUGGUACCUAGACCCUAGCGUUUCCACCGCAAACGGUGCCCUUAAUGUGGGCAGGGUUGUUGUGACUCACAGCUCCGUCCAACACACUGUAUUUCCUCAUUAUUGGUGACACAAAUUUUAGUCUACACCUCAUGUAUCAUCCACAGAAUUAGGCUGCACGCCGACAUUUCACAGAAUAAAUAGAACAGGCUGCAGUGAGAGUCUCUCUUCCUUUCAUUUUAUAGUUAUAUUUCACUAAUGUAAGCAAGACUUCCACGGUAUGAACAGUGGUUACAAAACCAGCCACAACUCACCCCUCAGCAAGAGUGACCAUCCACUAUUGGCCAAUCAACAGACUGCAGUGUUCACAGCUCCACCUUUUAGUACCAGAUCUGUGUGCUAGGUAACCCAAAAUGGCAAAAAUGGGGACGGUACAGAACAGCUCCAUUGGUACCAUCCACAACUUUUUAAAGUGUAAAUGGAAAAAAUUAGUACUGAACUGAACUGAACGUACCAUACUGCUUAAUGGAAACUGGGCUCUAAAGUUCAUGCGGUUCUGAACACCUGUCUCAUGGGGAAAGUCCUGUGUUUUGUGACAGAUUCUCUGCCCCAACCUGCAUCCCUACAGACUACACUUUGAUUUUUCUGGUCAGCGCAUUGAUCACUUGAUUGUAGCCUUCAAAAAUAUGUGGGUUAUGCAUGAAUUACUGACAUAUGAUUAUAUGGGAUAUGUAAGAAUAUGGCUGCAUUACUUUUCAUAGGAAAACGUACAAACAGUUUACAAAAGCAGCAUGGUACAAAAAAACAGUUUUAAUCUCAAUAGCUAAUUUCCCACUUAUGACAACUGUACAGGAGUGUAUUUUUAUAUAACUUUACGUUUAAUUUUUAUUAAGGCUUAAAGUUAUGAAUAAUUAAGGAGAGAGAGGUGGGUGCCCUCCGUUGACAAGUCCAGUACAAGGUUGGCUAGCUUAACAAUGGCAUAACCCCAGAUUCAGAGAGUAGGUGUAGCUGUCGCUGUCAGUGUGUUUUCAGUUCAGGAGAGUUAACAUUUUGGUUGCAUUAAAAAAAAUUGUCGGGGCAUCGGUGGCUUAGUGGUAGAGCAGGCGCCCCAUGUACAAGGCUGUGGAAUGAGGGUGGUGGAGGAUGUUAGGGCGUUGAGUAAGGGGAUGUUGGAAGUUAGAAAGAAAAGUUGUAUUAGAGGUGAUCUGUUGAUUUACAAAGAGAAGUCUGUGCUUUUAUUUUUCUCUCAACUAGACGACUAUUUUAAACAUCGGUAUUAGUCAGGGCUCUCCUCCGCUGGUUAUAAUUUUGUCAGAAUGAGUCAUCAAUGAGAUAAUGAUCAUAUUUCUCCUGUGCUAGCCAUCGCACUCAUUUUUAAUAACUUUUGAAGACAGACUUGUCAAGAUUGUCCUAAUAAGACAAUACAAAGACUCACACAAAAGUAUCCCUCUCAAUCAUCACUGAUGACCCCUAAGCAGUGUGUGGCAGUGUCUGUGUCUGCAGAGAACCUGCCCUCUGCAUGUCCUUCCUUAUUUUCUUCUUAAUUUGGUUUGUUGGGAUGUUUCUGGGUGUCAGUCUUUUGGUAGUGGCGUGUAACCUCCAGCUAAUAGCAGCACAAGGUCAGACCUCUUUAAAAUAGCGACCAGGUUACAUUGCUGUCUCGGUCUCUUUCCUCUGCUGUGUGCAUGCAAGCUGCAGAUCUCUGUGUCUGUUUGAUUGAGGGCAUUUUACACUUUUUAAAAGCUUUUAACAAGAAAGCCUUUUAAUUCCCAUGCAAUGUAAGUUUUUGUUUCUUUUCAUACACAUGUGACUUGUUUGUUAUGUUUAUGUUUUUAUUCCUUCUGACUGCAUGCUUGC
This is a messenger RNA of Epinephelus fuscoguttatus (brown-marbled grouper), 8889 nucleotides long. RefSeq names its product tripartite motif containing 54 (gene trim54). The transcript has 9 exons. Gene Ontology annotation, molecular function: zinc ion binding. The coding region runs from base 4250 to 5359 and encodes 369 amino acids. NCBI's taxonomy places the organism in Eukaryota, Metazoa, Chordata, Actinopteri, Perciformes, Serranidae. The record is from RefSeq and is a predicted model, not a curated record.